CGGGAAGGAUAUUUUGUUGUGUUAUUGAAUAUAUGUGUUCUAAACAUGAUGUUCAAUGGAUUGUUGAUGUAUGGUGAUUCUGAUUGCAGCGACUUUUUCAAAGAAAGCACGGGAGCUUCAAGCUUGGCGGAGAGCGUGAGCGAAGCGGAGCGGGCGCGAUGUUUGGAAGACAAACUGCAUGCUACGCUACAAAUUUUAAAGAACAAAGAAGAGACGGUGCGAGUGCAAGCGGAAAGCUUAGCGCUAGCGGAGGAGCGGAUAUCGUCUCUCGCUUCCAAAGUACCCUCUAAGCUCAACCAGGGGACACAAAUUCAAGCUUUGCAGAAAGGCAUAACAGUUGGCUGCAAAACUGAGAUGACAGACGUCUCAAUAUCUGCUGAGACUCAUGAAUCAAACGGGAAAAUCGUGAAAACGUUAAGGGAUAAUCUGACAGUCAUAGAAGACCUGUAUAGAGAAUGCUUUUAUGAGACAGCAAAACAAGAGCAAUUGAUAGAAAUGCUCCGACGUUCAUAUCUCGAGCUGCGUGUGACGGACAAACAGAAAAACGAACAGAUCGGAAGACUGCAGUACGUUGUGGAUACCCAGCGCUCCUCUUUGCAGACUUACCAGGAAAUAGCUGUGGAGGUGGAAAACCUGAAGGCAGAAAUAUCUAAUUUUUUGAGCAGCUCUAACAAUGAUUCGGGCGAGUGCACGUGCGGAUUAGAAGAAGAGAAUAAGAAGCUACGAAGACAAAAUGAAAUUAAUGAGGUACAAAUAAGUAAAUUGCAACAGAGGGUGAUCGAUUUGGAAGAAGCACUCGAAGACAAAGAGAAUAUCGACGAUCGCUACCAGAGACAGAUACAAGAAAAAGAAUAUGAGCUUAACCGCAUUAGACAACAACUGUAUAAUCUGGAAAAAUCUUCGCAAGAAGAAUGCUGCGAGAGAUUGACUGCCGAGUUGAAAGACGUUAAGGGAUUAUUAGAUGAAAAAACAACAGAAUUGGCUAAAGUUCAGCAGAAGUGUCAGCAGCAUGAAGCCACUAUUGAUGAAUUAAAAGAAACGCUUGAAAAAUCCAACGUCAAUGCUAAGGAUAGUGUUAUCCACGCGGAGGUGGUCCGGCUGAGCGCGGCGGUGCGGUGUUGCCGCUCGCAGCUGCGCGCCGCCCGCCGCCGCCUGCGCGCGCUGCAGGCCGACCUGCGCAGCGCACGGGAACACUGCCAUCUGCUGCAGACGCAUUAUAGAGAGCAAUCAAAUUGCGCCCACAACCUGCAAGCCCAACUGGAAGAAGCGCAGGCCCGCGGGGCCGCACUAUGCGAUGAGACACGCCAUAUUGUAUGUACAGUUAGACGCUGUCUCAAACAGCAGAGCCAGCGGCAACGGGACCAAGAAGAGAGGAUCAAACAACAAGAGACCUUAAUACGAACGCUACAGAGCUCACAAACGGAAAGCGCGCUGAACGAGCCGUGCUGCUCCAAGUCCUUACACAUGAGGUGUGCGAGCGAGACGGAGCGAGGCUGCGGUAGGAGUGUGAGCGAGACGGGUAGUGCGCCUCCUACGCCGCCGCGGAGGCUGUUGCGGAAGAAACAGUUAAAAGUGGAGACGCCGUGUAAUUGCAGCGUUAGACACGUUAGCGUGUCGCAGACGAGGCGAAGCGAAGACGAUUGUACGCACGGCUGCAACGUGCGGUAUAUGCGCGAAGUAUCCCCGGACGAGUUACUGGAGCGAGUGGAGCGCGCACACGAGGCGCUCGCGCUCGCGCACCGCCGCUGGGGCGCACACGCGGCACGGGCACGCACUGACCGUAGUGGAGUUGGGGGAUAG
This is a messenger RNA of Colias croceus (clouded yellow), 1800 nucleotides long. Its product is annotated as COP1-interactive protein 1-like. Bases 46 to 1800 code for a protein of 584 amino acids. Lineage: Eukaryota; Metazoa; Arthropoda; Insecta; Lepidoptera; Pieridae. The record is from RefSeq and is a predicted model, not a curated record. The transcript is spliced from 15 exons.